Molecule: messenger RNA, 2949 nt
Organism: Limanda limanda (common dab)
Lineage: Eukaryota; Metazoa; Chordata; Actinopteri; Pleuronectiformes; Pleuronectidae
Exons: 3
Coding region: 1-849 (282 amino acids)
Biological process (GO): regulation of transcription by RNA polymerase II
Cellular component (GO): nucleus; transcription regulator complex
Source: RefSeq, a predicted model, not a curated record
AUGGCCGACAGGACGGGCAGCUAUGGUACAAAAAAGGGCCAUCGGGCGAUCUGGGGUCAGGAGACCGAGCACAGCUUGAUAGAAAUAUGGCAGGAGCACCAGUGUCUGUUCGACGUGUCCAGUUCUCAGUAUCACAACCGAGUGGAGAAGGAGAAGGCGUGGAGGGAGAUUGCUAAAUGUCUCCAGCAGCCAGUUCAGGAGGUGAAGACCAGGGCCACGUCGCUCCGCACCCAGUACUCCAGGCUCAUAAAGCCAAAGCCCAACGGGGGCGAGAUCAAACCUCUGACCCCGAGGCAACAGUGGCUCAUCAGGGCGAUGGACUUCAUCAAACCAUAUAUUGUGCAUCGUCCAUGUGAGACCGCUGUUGAAGUGUCGCUCUGUGAGCUGGACGACUCUGAGGAGCAGGAGGAUCAUUCAGACUCAUUUGAAUCAGCACUCCUGUCGAGACCUGAGACUCCAGAAACCCUGAUGCCCCGGGUGCUACGCUCCGCCUCCUCCUGCGAGUUGUCGGACGAAGGGGCUUCCCCGACGAGGGAACCUGCCCAAUCGGCUUCAAGGGGAGUCAAGCGCAAGGCAAGAACAGAGGACAUCGAGCUGCAGAAGCUUUUGGUUUUAAAACAAAUGGCGGCGAAAGUUGAAGCCGAUCACGCAGAUGGGUUUACAACUUUUGGUAACCAGGUGGCAUCCGAACUCCGCCUGAUCAAAGACCCAGCAAAUCUCACAAGACUGAAAAGGCGAAUCGUCAACAUGAUAUACGACACCCAGGACUCUGAAAGGCAGCAGCCGCCAGCGGCACACAAAUACAAACAGAACACCACGCCUACGCCACUGGUUCAGUCCAAGUCCUAGUGUUUUCAACCACCUUAUAACUGUGUUAUAUUCUUUACUUUAAUACUUUAUAUUAAUGCUCAAGUGUUUUAUUUUCUAUUUGAGUCUAUACAUCAUGUUUGCUCUUUGUGUCACUUUUAUUACUCCAUUUACUUUGACAAUAUAUACAAUUACAAGAAUAUUCUUUCUACUUGACCUUUAUACAAAGUACACACCAUUUAUUUUAAUUCCACAGCUUUAUUUGAUUAACACAAUGGCUGUGUUCAAAUUGUGCAAAAUGUGCAUACACACAACAAAAAGGCCAACAUGUUGCAGAGAGUUACUCGGUGGUUUAGGCUAAACGUGUCCCUCCUGCCAGGGGACGAAGCCAGCAGGGGACACAAAGUAGUCACUCAGAAGGUUUCUUUGCUGCUCUGCUGUAACCGUGGGGUCACACGGCUGUCUGCUCUCCACCGGCUGUAAAUUCCCUGUGCCGUGAUUUCUCCAGGCGCCAUCGACAAUCACGUGAUCGGUGGUCUGCCAGUCAGCGAAGCCAGGAGGUGCGUAGGCCUCAGAUCUGCGCUCGCACAGGAAAUUGUGGAUGCAAAGGGAGGCCAGGGUUAUUUUCACCACCUUCUCUGGCUCCAGGCAGAUUGUGGACCUGAGGACCCUCAGCCUGUUCACCAGAAUCCCAAAGGCGUUUUCUGCCACCCUCCGUGCCCUCGUCAGCCGGAUAUUCAGGACCCGGUGAGAGUGGUCCACCUGCUGUGCAGGGUACGUCUUCAUGAGGUAAUUCCGUAGAGGGUACGUGUCAUCACCGACGAACAUGUACGGCAUCAGCACGUGUGAGUUGGGCAAAGGGUCAGGUCGAGGAAAGUUGAGCAGGCCCCGGUCCAUCUCUCUACGGAGAUCCGAGUCUUCGAACAGUCCAGUGUCUCUCUCUGCUCUGCGUAGCCACUCUUGCAUAGAUAAAUUUGUAGUCCGCGUCCACAGCCGCCAUCAACACCAGCGACAAGUUGCCCUUGUAGUUGUGGUAAAGGCUGCUAUUUCUUCCUGGAGGUUGAAUGUGGAUAUGUUUGCAUUCCAGCGCCCCAAGGCAAUGUGGAAAGUGCCAUUUCGAAUCAAAGUCCUGGGCUACUGUCCGCCAUUCUGCCGCUGUUGAUGGUGUCUAGUAAUGGAAGGAAAGAACAGUUGCAUUAUUGAUAGUCAUAAAAUGAAAUUGUAUUGUGGAUUCUACAUUUGUUAUUGUUGAAACAGCCUUUCUACUUAUCAUGAUGCAAACUCUGGAGAUCCACUGAUGUUUUCGAAAUGGAAAUCAGGGAUUAUUGUUUUCAUUUUUGAUAUAUGAACCUAAAAACUAGGGCUAAUAACACUUGGUGUGUAGAUGUAAGACUUUUAAAGUAAGAUUUCAAGUCCACUGUUGCAUUGUGGGAAAUCUGGACAGUCCAUUUAGCCAGAGGUGCUUACCUUCAGGAAGUCUUUCUUCAUGACCCGGUGCAGAGCAGCACAGGUCUCCAUGAUGAUCUGUGAAAUCGUGCUGGUUCCAAUCCUGUACUGCAACCGCAGAGACUUGAAGGUUUCUCCUACGUUAGAAAAUAAAUAAUUAAACAGAGCUCAGAAACAGACACUGAACAGCAACAGAGUGUAACAGUGACCGUCCUCUUUUAGAACGGCUUCUGUUGAACGAACGCAUUGUUGCCACCAUAAUAAUCAAGGUGGAGGAAAACAUUUCCAUGGUAAAAACAAGCUGCACCAAUCACAGCCGUCAAUAUUACACCCGAGGAUUGUGGGCUUAUAUCAUACAGACUUGUGGCUUCUACAGGAGCAGAUAACAAUGUUUCACGGUCUCCUGCCUUGCGCUAAGUCCACAUUGGAUAGUUGCAUAUUGUGGCUGAUAAUCAAAAUCUAUAUUCAGAUAAUUAUUGGGAUUUUUACUUCCAGAUCUACUAUUGGUGACAAUCUGCGACCAAAUCUUUGCCACCCAGAGGAUGGGGGGGGGGGGGAAGAAGCCGUCCCACACAUCAUAUCUCUGUCAGCAGCAUCACAUCAUUCGUCCUCAAGCAGAAGAUGAAAUAGAUCUAAAUCACAUUUUCAUUUUAUUUAUUUACUUGUGAGUUGUCUCAGCUGUGAUUUUUGUUUGUU